Ectocarpus siliculosus is the source of this 2550-nucleotide messenger RNA. The record is from the annotation of a GenBank genome assembly. Lineage: Eukaryota; Phaeophyceae; Ectocarpales; Ectocarpaceae.
UCUUGGGAUCGUUAUCGGGAUUGUUCUCGGGAUCGUUAUUUAUUGCGAAUCAAUGCGGUCGACCCGAGCUGUCCUUCCAGCUUCAGCGGGUUCGUUCUUCGAAGUACAGAAGCUAUGCGUCGUCGUGGUUGUUCUACAGCCCGUCCGCAGGAUUUGUUCAGUUAAUUAUCCGUGGAUCGUUCUACAGCACGUUCUUCUUCGGAUCGUUCUACAACCCGUUCUUGGGACGCGUUCUUCUACUACUACCGUACGACCGAUCCUUGCGUUCUCCGAGCUGUUCGGCGGGUCGCACUCCGAAGUACCGUGAGAUAAACGGGGGUUCAAAUGGUGAAAGUAUUCUAGAUAUUCGCUCCCCAUCCCCCACUUCCCACCCACUAACCUACCCUCUAAAUUGAAAUAAUGGUAAUUUUUUUAUUUUGGUGGGCCCUUUGCUAUGCUUAUACUACCAAGUACAUCGACGCAUUGUUGUACAUUCUACAGGCCGCAAGAAAAAAAGUAGACAGAGGUCCUGUGUCCAAAGUUGGCAGGAGUCCCGCACCCAUCGCUGCUCAACACGCACGGUACUAACGGCGGGAAGGAGAGAAACAUUCAUCUUGUCUCUCAAGAGCGACCAAUCGAUUGGCCUCAUGAUACUAAUUGCCUGCCGUUGACCUGUAACUGCUGUCGUUUGGUUUCGUGUACUGCUGCCUCCCAGGUGGCCAGGAAACCCCCCGGUUUCGGCUUCGUGUACAUGGACGACCCGCUUGACGCCAGGGAUGCCGUCAAGGGGCUGCACGGCACCACUCUUCACGGCAGCGUGCUCCGCAUCGAGAUAUCGGCCAACAACAAGAACAAGCUUGGACCCCGCGGGGGUUACAGGGAGAGGAAGGAGCUCGCCUAUGAUGGAAGGGCCUCUACGAGGGACAGGGACAGGCACCGCUCUCGCUCUCGCUCCCGCUCCUUGAGCCGAGACCGUGACAGGGGGCGCCGCGACAGGGACCGCGACUACGGCUACGGCGGGAGGGGGGGUAGGGACAGAGACCGCGACUACGACAGGGAUGACAGGGACAGGGGACGCGAUCGGGACAGGGAUGGCAGGGGCAGGGACUACGCCCGCGAUAGCGGGCUGCGUGGUGGUCCUGACCGUUACUCUCAGAAGAAGGGUCCCCGUCGGACGGACUACCGUGUCAACCUCUCCGGCCUACCCUCCGGCACCUCUUGGCAGGACAUCAAGAGCCUGUUCCGCAAGUACGCGGAGCCGGGCUAUGUUCAGAUCUACACCAAGGGCGAGGGGCUGGUAGAGUUUAACUCGCUGGACGAGAUGGAGCACGUCAUCAGGAAGCUGGACAACACCAAGUUCGACGGGGAAUACAUCCGUCUCAUCGAGGACCCCAAGUGUAAGGCCAGGCGUGACGAAAACCCCAGCCCUCCCCGGAAGAGUCGCCGCUCUCCCUCUCCUUCCCGGUCCCGAUCGAGGUCCCGAUCCAAGUCCAGACCCGUGAAGCGCAAGAGGCAGCGCAGCGCUAGCCGUUCUCGCUCUCGCUCUCGCUACUCCCGAUCAAGGUCAAGGUCGAGGUCGCGCUCCAGGCCCAAGCGGAGCCGCAAGCGCUCCGCUCGCAGCCGCAGCCGCAGCCGCAGCGCCAGUCGCAGUCGCAGUCGCAGUGGAAGUGAUGCCGGGCGCCGCAACGGAAAGGGGAAGGGGAAGGAUAGCUCCCCAGCAGACGAUCAUGACAAGGAGAGCGAGGGCGAGGGCGAGGAGGACAACGCCUCUGCGGCGGAGAACGGAGCAAACGGUGCCACGAGCAACGGCAGCCACAGCCAGGAGGAAGAGGGGGACGGGGGGGAGGAAGGAGGAGACGAAGAUGAGCCCGAAGGAGAGGAGGAUGAGAACGAGGUCGAGUCUGAUGCAGGGGAUGACCAAGAAGAAGAGAACGGUGCACAAGAGAACGGACACGUUUCAUCGGACUGAUUUGAUUGACUUCGCGAUGACUUCGAGUAGAAAAGUCUUGGUUCGAGAUGUGGUUGUGUUGUGUGUUGGUGUAAGGCCCUAUUGAUAUCUCGAACUUGGAAGGAAGGGUAUUGCAGGUGUAAAGGUGUUGCUGUAGUCAGUAGUCGGUUGCGCUUCGCAUUGGUCAGCUUGACCAGCCAGACCUGCUGCUAGCCCUCAUCACUCCUGCUUGGCACGCUGUCAUAUCACAUGAAAGUAUCAGUUUCAGCGUGUUUUUUUUGUUUUGUCGCGCAUGGGGGGGACACUAUUGCAAUGGAGGGGAGAGAAGGCACAACAGAAUUCGCCGUUCGCUGUGACAGGCUGUGGUCGAGAGAGCAUGGUUGAGUUACGGAUAUUCCGGAUCGCAUGUCCCCAGGGUAUUUAGCGUUGAAAGGGGGGUCGAUUCCAGAACAUGAUGCAUGUUGAAUUCGUGUUGUUUGUUCGAAGGACGAGCGGAGAACCGCAUACAGUAGUUCGUGUGACCGCCAUUGUUCAGCAUAUGGCAUGUGGACGGAACAGGGGGGAAUUUCUGUGUGCACGAGCAUAGCACAAGCUUUUGAGUCGCAAUUCGUCAUUUUUCCCAC